AUGGCUCCCUCCCGGCAUCCAUGGGCAACCUCUCUCAUCUCACACGCUUCUCCCUCACAGAUAUCAACCUUAAUGGCUCCUUGCCAGCUGCUCUCUUCACCAUUCCCACUCUCGAGCACCUGUGAGUCGCUUGUGUGCUGCCCGCACCUGGUAUGUGCUGCCCGCACCUGGUGUGUGCUGCCCGCACCUGGUGUGUGCUGCCCGCACCUGGUGUGUGCUGCCCGCACCUGGUGUGUGCUGCCCGCACCUGGUGUGUGCUGCCCGCACCUGGUGUGUGCUGCCCGCACCUGGUGUGUGCUGCCCGCACCUGGUGUGUGCUGCCCGCACCUGGUGUGUGCUGCCCGCACCUGGUGUGUGCUGCCCGCACCUGGCAGCAUCCCUAGCGAAGUGGGCCUCGCAACAGGCCUCCACACCCUGGAUUUAAGCGACAACUGGCUUACAGGCUCCCUCCCGGCUUCCCUGGGGAACCUUUCGUCUCUCCUGCACUUGAAUCUCGAGAGAAAUGGGUUUUCAGGCCCCAUCCCAGAGGCUAUCGGCAACCUAAAACACCUGCAGAAGUUGAACCUUGGCAGGCAAAAGCUUUCAGGGCCCAUCCCCGAGUCAAUUGGAGCGCUCACCAACUUGCAAGAAAU
Molecule: messenger RNA, 632 nt
Organism: Closterium sp. Naga37s-1
Lineage: Eukaryota; Viridiplantae; Streptophyta; Zygnematophyceae; Desmidiales; Closteriaceae
Source: the annotation of a GenBank genome assembly